Messenger RNA from Talaromyces atroroseus, 1407 nucleotides. RefSeq lists its product as hypothetical. Gene Ontology annotation, molecular function: oxidoreductase activity. Gene Ontology annotation, biological process: carnitine biosynthetic process. Lineage: Eukaryota; Fungi; Ascomycota; Eurotiomycetes; Eurotiales; Trichocomaceae. The transcript has a single exon. Gene Ontology annotation, cellular component: mitochondrion. The record is from RefSeq and is a predicted model, not a curated record. The coding region runs from base 1 to 1407 and encodes 468 amino acids.
AUGUGCAGUUCUCGCGGAUUGUUUCUUCGCUCAUCAUGGGCUUCUGCCGCAGCAAGGAGAAUAGUCGCUCCCCCGGUGUCAAGAUCAUGUCCCCUCUGGGUGUCGAAGAGGGGAUACUCCCAUACUAACCCCCCACCUCCGCAGCAUACAGCAACUGGAACUGCAACAGACGCUUUCAAGGGCCUUGUUAAAGACGUUGGUCGAGAGAAGGCCGUGCUCAGACUUCCUCGUACGGAGAUGAACGAACUGGAUGAACGGACUGUAGAUGUUCAUUACAUCCAGCUGCGCGAUGGCUGUCAAUGUCCCCGCUGCGUUGACCCUCAGACAAAACAACGGUUCUUCCGCACAAGCGAAAUCCCCGAGGACAUAGCACCGCGUGAAAUGAAAUGGGUAGACGACUCCGAGAGCAACCGGCAGAAAGUGCUAGAAAUAUCGUGGAACAAGAACCUCGCCGGUCACGACAUCGACAAGACGCAUGUGACAAGGCUGACUGCCGACGACAUCAACUACCCCCCUGCUUACUUCCACCAGAGAACCGUAGCUGCUGCCGGAAAACCCAGACUGCACUGGGACAAGAAUGACAUGGAACUGGCCCAGCAUUGGAUCAGCUACCAAGACUACAUGGAGAACGACGGUCUACUCAUGAAUGCACUGCACAACCUGUCCCUCUACGGCCUCCUGUUUGUGCACGACAUCCCCGACUCGCGAGACAUGGUCGAGAACCUAGCAACGCGCAUGGGGCCGUUACGCAAUACCUUUUACGGCGCAACAUGGGACGUCCGACAUGACCCCCAGGCCAAAAACGUUGCGUAUACAAACAAAAACCUGGGAUUCCACAUGGACCUGUUAUACGUGCAGAAUCCGCCGGGAUUUCAACUGCUGCAUUGCCUGCGCAACUCAUGCGAAGGCGGCGAGUCUCUAUUCGUAGAUGCCUUUGGCGCAGCAGCAGAUCUCGACGCAAAAUCGUGGCAAACACUGGCGACUUUCGAGGUUCCCUAUCACUAUGAUCACAGCCAUCAAUACUACAGAAUGACUCGGCCGGUUCUCGAGUCUUUUGCUGGGAACAAUCUUAGUUACGUCAAUUACUCCCCUCCCUUCCAAGGACCAUUCCACAUCAAUUCCGGCGAGGCGAUUAGCUGGACUGAUAGAAUGAAAGAGUUCAUAUCUGCCGUUAUACAAUUUGAGAACAGGAUCCACGAUCCCUCGCGCAUUUUUGAACUCAAAUUAAAGCCAGGACAGUGCGUCAUUUUCGAGAACCGUAGGGUACUACAUGCUCGCCGGGCUUUUGAUACCACCGCUGGAGAAAGAUGGCUUGCUGGGGCGUAUGUUGAUGAAGAUGCUGUGCAUAGUAGAAUCUUCACUUUGAAGCGGAAUAGUGGGUUAUUUCGGGGGGUUACGUCUAGUUGA